AUGCUCAUCUUUGCUAGUAGUUGGGUGUCUGUCUGUGUGGAGGUUUGUGAGGAAGAUAUCGCGUUGAGGCGAGAGACAGAAGAAAUACAACUCGCUCCUCCCGACAAGAUCUCCCUCGCGAUCAAAAACCUGCACUCGGCACUCCCCUCGCGCGCACCCAGAUCCCUCGUCGCAGACCAACUCUCGCUCAUCGGCAUCCACGUCUACGAGCACGGUCUCUCGCCCCAAGAUCUGCUGCUGGCCGCUGAAGUGCUUACGUCUCCGGCGGUGCUGACGACUUCUGACGCGCUGCAGCUUGUCAAGUUGCUGAUUCCGAAGGAAAGUGUUGGUGAUGAGGUCGUGCUUAGGAUCGUGGGGUGUCUCGGGGUUGGGCAGGGCAAGGCUGAGCCUGCUGUUCAGGUAUCUUCUCAUAUUCUCUUCUAUCCACUCUACUAUUCUGCUGCUAACUAUCUGAAGAGCGCACUGCUGCGAUGGCUCGUCAUCAUCCAGCCAUUCCUCAAAUCACCCAAAAUCCUCUCAUCCCUCUACAACCUCCUCUUCCUCCUCCUCAGCUACGAGUCCAUCCGUCCCUGGCUCUGCCACAUCCUCUUCCUCAUCACCACCCGCCGCGACAUCAAACCCUGGCGGAUCCAGUACCUGCUCGAGCUGCAAAACAAGUACCGCGACUCGCAGCACCUCACUGGCUUGCUUGUGCUUUAUAAAGAGUACUACCCCGAAAUCAUCAUCGACCGCUUCUUUCGCCUCCGGAGUACUCUCUUUCGAUACCCAGACCCAGCACUCAUGACCAUCAUCCUCGACCUCCACCGCUCCUCCUCCUCCUCCUCCUCAUCAUCAUCAUCCGCCCCCCACAUCUCCCGCGACCCGCUCUCGCGCUCCGCUCCCAAACGCCGCAAACUCGCCCUCCCCGACCGCGCGACGCUAGAUCAAUCCCGCGCGUCAGUAACAGUCGAAGACAUUUCCUCGCUGACUUCCUUCGUGCACUCGAUCGACCGCAUCGCGCUGCCCGCACAGGUUGGCUCUGUCCUGCGCGACGACGGUAUGGUGCGCCUCGUGCUUGUGAAUCGGCCUGGGAAACUCGCGUGGGCGAGAUUAAACACCUGGAUCGCCAGCACGCUUUCGGACGAGCUUUCUUCGGAUAGCGAUAGUGAGGAGAUACUGGGCGAGAUGCUGGCUCGCGUUUCCGAGCUUUGUGAUUACACCACCGACCUCCUCGUCUCGGUCGAAGAUUUUCUUUUAUCUCGAUAUUUGAAGACAUGGGCAGGCCGAUCGAAUCGCCAGGUAAUUUUCAACCUCCUCCUCCUCCUCAAAAUCCGUCCCUGGCCCGACCUCCACGACGACCUCCUCUCUCCCCUCUCCUCCCUCUACCACAGCCCCACAACCGACCCCGCCUUCAAGAAAGACUACGUACUUUUCCUAACCGAGCUGUACGCCUCCUACGCGCGACAAUUCGGGCCCGCGUCGGCGAUCAGGAGCGCGGAGAGCUUGCUUUCGCGCGCGCAGAUCGCGCAGGUUAUGGAGGGACUUUGGCGGGAGAUUAUGGAGUUGGUUGCAUAUGAUGAUGGGGUGACGACGAGGCAGGUGGUGUGGUAUAUCAAUGAGGUUUCUACGUUGUGGGUGCGAUAA
Messenger RNA from Myxozyma melibiosi, 1623 nucleotides. Its product is annotated as Mis6-domain-containing protein. The transcript is spliced from 2 exons. Gene Ontology annotation, biological process: mitotic sister chromatid segregation; CENP-A containing chromatin assembly. The coding region runs from base 1 to 1623 and encodes 540 amino acids. Lineage: Eukaryota; Fungi; Ascomycota; Lipomycetes; Lipomycetales; Lipomycetaceae. The record is from RefSeq and is a predicted model, not a curated record. Gene Ontology annotation, cellular component: kinetochore; inner kinetochore.